Messenger RNA from Sceloporus undulatus (fence lizard), 1379 nucleotides. It is a transcript of the gene B4GALT1, whose product is annotated as beta-1,4-galactosyltransferase 1. Lineage: Eukaryota; Metazoa; Chordata; Lepidosauria; Squamata; Phrynosomatidae. Gene Ontology annotation, molecular function: cytoskeletal protein binding; beta-N-acetylglucosaminylglycopeptide beta-1,4-galactosyltransferase activity. Gene Ontology annotation, biological process: carbohydrate metabolic process; protein N-linked glycosylation. The transcript has 6 exons. The coding region runs from base 143 to 1165 and encodes 340 amino acids. The record is from RefSeq and is a predicted model, not a curated record.
UUCUGCCUGCCUCCCUUCCUCCUUCCCCGACGGAGGCCAGGGGUCUCUCUCUCUCUCUCUCUCUGCUGGGUGUGCGGGCGGGGGCCAUGCCGGAGCCCGGGGCUGCCUCUGGUGCUGCUGAAGCCUAAGCAGGAGGAGGAGGAUGCGGGAGCUGCCCGGCGCCUGGCUGCAAAAGGCGUGCCGCCUCCUGGUCCUCUUCUGCCUCCUCCAUCUCCUGGCCGUCCUCUUCUACUACUUGGCCGGCAGCGCCCUCCUGGGAAGACCCCCGGCAGCAGACAAGGAGGGGGGCCUCGCCACUAGGCCCAGCGCCAGGGCAGCACACAGCCCCCCAGGAGACAACGCCUCCAGGGAGUGCCCCCAGACCUCCCCCUGGCUGGUCGGCCCAUUGCAUGUGGAGUUUUCUCAACCUGUGAAUUUGCAGAAUGUGGAGAAGGACAACCCAGAAGUCAGGGAUGGAGGCCACUACACCCCCAAGGACUGCAAAGCACUUCAGAAAGUGGCAGUUAUUAUCCCAUUCAGAAAUCGGGAUGAACACUUGAAAUACUGGCUGUAUUAUCUCCAUCCGAUUCUUCAAAGACAACAGCUUGAUUAUGGUAUAUAUGUAAUUAACCAGGGUGGAGAAGAGACAUUUAAUCGUGCAAAGCUUUUGAAUAUAGGCUUCACGGAAGCUCUGAAAGAAUAUGACUAUGACUGCUUUGUAUUUAGUGAUGUUGACCUAAUCCCCAUGGAUGACAGAAACAUCUACAAGUGUUACAGCCAGCCCAGGCAUCUCUCGGUAUCAAUGGAUAAAUUUAAUUUUCGCUUACCUUACAACCAGUACUUUGGAGGUGUGUCUGCUUUAAGCAAGGAACAAUUCCAGAAAAUCAAUGGGUUUCCCAAUAACUAUUGGGGCUGGGGUGGUGAAGAUGAUGACAUUUAUAACAGACUAGUUUUUAAAGGCAUGGGGAUCUCUCGCCCAGAUGCUACAAUUGGAAAAUGUCGAAUGAUUCGCCAUUCAAGAGAUCACAAAAAUGAACCUAACCCCCAGAGGUUUAACAAAAUUGCUCACACAAAGGAGACAAUGAUGUCUGAUGGGUUAAACACGCUGACCUACACGGUAGUAAAAACUGAGAAAUUCCCUUUGUAUACAAAAAUCACAGUGGAUAUUGGAUCACCAAAGAGCUAGUGCAACAGAGGCACAACAGAGUUGGAGAGUUUACUUACCCAGGAACUGCCUAUAUCAUGAACAUGUUAUAUUUGCUGUUUUUAUUACAAUCACCGUGAACAAGGAUGCCUUAAUUUGCCAGUCUGAGGCCUUUAAGCUUUCUGAACUAAAAAAAAAAAAGAAUUUUAGUCUCAAAGUUUUCAAUAUAAAUCUUUUUCUUCCCUUCUGUUUUUUU